UCGGUAAACUUCAAUUGAUAAAAUAAAAAUAAACAAUUUGUUUGUGAUAUCUUGAAGUCAAAACGAGAGCGUACUGUUCGUAAUUUUGAGAAGUUAAAAAUGUAAAGAUAGAUAAUUAAUGGUCUGGAGAAGGACUUGAACGUGACCACGAAAUUCUAAUCAUAAUACUCGAUUCUUCUUAAUUUGCUAUUGUUUAUUAAUUCAUCUCCGAGAAUGUUAUAAAAAAAUACUUUACCAAAUAUAAAAUGAAUCAUAAAUCCUUCAUAGGAAAUCCUUGAAUAUAUCGAUUAAAAGAUCUCCACUUAAUUAAUAAAUAAACAUGUAAUCAUAUGGGUGAAAGCUUAAAUGAGCGUAUAGAAAAUUUACGUAAACAAAGCAGGCAUUUAUUAACUCAAGUAGAUAAGAGUUCUAAAAAAGUUAAAGACGAAAUCAAGAAAUUACAUUCUGAAAAUUUGACAUUCAGAGAUAAUUUUAAAAAUCAUGUUGGCAAGACAAAUGCAUCAAGUGUGCCUUAUAAGAAAGACAGCAGAUCAUGGAAAUUGAGAAAUGAUUCUAGUGGAGUUAGUGAAGUCUUACGACCAGAUUAUUUCUGUAAUAGCCCUAAACAGACACCUGCAUCAAUGCCUAAUACAUCAACAGCAAAGAGGAUAUUAAUAUCUUCAAAAAAACACUCUGAAAAUCAGCAUUGCUUGGGAAAUAUUCACAGAAAACCUGUCAAAGAGUGUUACUGUAACCCUGAAAUUAAAAAAGCACAGCUAAGACCCACAAGGACACAGUAUAAACCACGUUCUCCCAAUAAAAGAUGCAAGAGUCAUACCUUUUCUCCUGCUAUAACGAUAGAAGAUACUUGUGAGAAGUCAGCAUUAUCGUCACCUAUUAGUUGUGAAACAUUGAGGAGAGUCCAGAAAAUAGAUUAUGCACCUAGAUCUCAAUUCUUACGCAAUGUCAGAAGCAGAAUUUCUCUCUUGCAAGCAGGAGGAGGAGACUGUCCAGAGACAUGUUACAGAUCACCACAUUAUCAUGAUCUCAUGGCCAAGAAGGAUAUAUAUAAAGCUGAUUCCAUACAUCAGUUGAAAGCUCAUGAUAAGAAAUCAGAAACUAGCUAUCACUUAGCAAAAUCUGUCCCUACAAAAUCAGAAACCAGUGAAGAAUAUUCAGGUUCUGAAGCUGAAGAUAUAGAGAAAUGUAGCACAGGAGUUCAAGUAUCUUUGAAGAAACACUUGAAGCCAAAAGUAGUAGUAAAAAGAACUCUUACCUCUAAAACAUCUGUACCUGAUAUAAAAAAGUCUAAAUCUAGUUCAAAAGUAGCAACUAAGGGUAAAAAGAUAAUACCUGGCACAGCAUGCCAGUGUUGUCAGAAGGAUAAGUUAGAACAUUCCAAAUCUAUACUAGAAAGGGAUACUUAUAUUGAUACAGAAAAGUAUCAAGACACAGUCUGUACAAACAAACUACCAGAUGAAACUAGUAGGAAAUACCUCUCUGAUAGAGAAAUGAGAGAAUUGGAGAUAUUUCGUGAACAAAACUAUUUUGACACCCAUGGAUCCAGCCAUACUUUAGCGUCGUCUAAAUCUUCUGGUUCUUUAGAGCAGUAUCUACUAAAUGACAGACUGUUUCCUGAACUAGCAAGAAGGAUACACAAGAAGGACUUAGUCGUAACAAUGCCAGCUUGUGCCACGAUACAACGAAAACGAAUCCACUAUUUCCCUAGAUACAUCGUUCGUCAAGAAAAGGGUAAUUGUAACGCAAAUAACAAGAAGAAGCGAUGUCAGACCUGUCCUCUAACCGGCCAUGCCAUAGAUCUUGGCGUCACGAAAAUAAGACCUCCCUUGAACAGUUUAGCCCUUAAGUACCAAAAACGAUUGCCUUAACUAAAACUAAUUUUAUUUUUAUUAAUAUUUUAAUUAAAUAACGCUCUAUAUCUCUAAGAGGAGACAAAGUAAAUGAAAGUUCUGAUAAUUAACUCCGGUUUAGUCAUUUGCAUUUUUUAUCAUUACUAGGGAUUUCUAAAGAAUUAGUUUCAUUUACUUUGCUCUAUUUUUUCAGCUACUAUAAAUUUUCGAAUGUAAAACAAUAAAAUUCUGUCACAUACUUUCAUCGGAAACUAGUACAACGGUAUGAUCACGUUAAUGUCCUCGGAAAAGAGUAUUUUCAGAAUCCAUGGCUUUCAGUAUGAUUCAGUGUUUAGUAAUGCGAUCGUAGCUGAAUGAAACAUUAGCCUCGACAAGAGAAGUACAAUAUAGAAUAUAGUACAUGCAUGAUGGACUACGUGAUCUCGCACAAGAACAUAAAAUCUCAUAAAUCAAAUCUUUUUUGCGACCAUGAUGAGUCGGCAAUCUUUGACAAAUUCAAGUUUGUUAGAUGCAAAUUUCUACUGAAUAAAAGAUGCGUAAACAUGAAGCAUUUAUUAAUGCGAUUAACUAAGAUCACUUGACAAAUUUUUCAAUGAACAAACGAUGGAAUUAUAGAACAUUUAUCGUCAGAUUUUUAUUCUACAACUCUACAGCACAUAUACAAUUCUAAUAAUAUUUAUUUGUAAUAUUAUUUUACUGUUGUCCACAUGCUUUAAAACAGACCAAUAAAAUUUUAUUUAUUUAAUAAUCUACAUAA
Messenger RNA from Bombus impatiens (common eastern bumble bee), 2607 nucleotides. RefSeq lists its product as uncharacterized. The record is from RefSeq and is a predicted model, not a curated record. The transcript has 2 exons. NCBI's taxonomy places the organism in Eukaryota, Metazoa, Arthropoda, Insecta, Hymenoptera, Apidae. The coding region runs from base 330 to 1868 and encodes 512 amino acids.